Amphimedon queenslandica is the source of this 438-nucleotide messenger RNA. RefSeq names its product LYR motif-containing protein 4B-like. Gene Ontology annotation, biological process: iron-sulfur cluster assembly. Lineage: Eukaryota; Metazoa; Porifera; Demospongiae; Haplosclerida; Niphatidae. The record is from RefSeq and is a predicted model, not a curated record. Gene Ontology annotation, cellular component: L-cysteine desulfurase complex; mitochondrion. The transcript has 3 exons. The coding region runs from base 89 to 346 and encodes 85 amino acids.
AUACAUUAGAUACAUUUUCUUUACUGACAGCACCACGUGUUUUAUGGGUGGGGCUGACUCGCCCAAAUAAGCCUCGCCUAUUUUAAAGAUGGCUGCAACUCCAAGGCAAGUAUUAGGAUUGUAUAAGCAGCUGUUGAGGGAAGGGGAACGUUUUGCAAAUUACAAUUAUAGAUCAUAUGCUAUUCGUCGUGUGAAGGAUUACUUUAAAGAUAAGAGAGGAUUAACAGAUCCAGCUGCAAUUUCAAAAGAAUAUCAAUAUGGGGUCAAAUCCUUAGCUCUCAUUCAAAGACAAGUAGCUGUGAGUCACAUGUAUUCUCAUGCUAAUGCUAAACAAGUUGUAGAAUGACUGUCUCAAACUUUAACAUCAGGAAAUCAAUCAAUACUGUUGCUAUUAUUGUGUUAUCCUUAACUGUGAUUAAUUGAUUUUAUUAACUAGCA